Molecule: messenger RNA, 995 nt
Organism: Rhagoletis zephyria (snowberry fruit fly)
Lineage: Eukaryota; Metazoa; Arthropoda; Insecta; Diptera; Tephritidae
Source: RefSeq, a predicted model, not a curated record
AUGGAAGGCAACAGCGAUAUCAUCGACAAGUUGAAGGCAAGUGUAAUCGCCAAGCUGGAGGAACUGGACCCCAGCACCAAUCGUGGUAAGUGUGANGCAAGUGUCAUCGCCAAGCUGGAGGAACUGGACCCCAGCACCAAUCGUGAUGCCACCCUCAUCGACUACAUAAUCGUCAUGAUUGUGAACCAGAAGAGCAAGUUCGAAAUGAAGCACAAUCUUUCCCUCUUUCUAGGGAAGAUCGUCGAUGAGUUCGUCAACUGGCUCUUUGACUACCUGGCCACCACCAGCGAGCUGAAGGUGAAGACGGCCAGUCCGACGGCGGCGGCGGUGCUCAACGCGACGACAUCGACGAGUAGUAGCAGCAGCAGCCGAACCACAACCAAAAACUCUCCUAAGUCAACCAGCAGUCCUAAAGAAACUGAAAAAUCUAAAAAGAGCGAACCUAUCGCCGAUUCGAAAGCCAACACUGCCACCAUCACCAACGGACACAGCAGCAGUAGCAGCAGUCAAGAGGCGACGAGCAAAGGUGACCCCAGCAAAAAGUCCACCUCUAGGCGGAAACUCAAGUCGGCCGUUUCUGCCUCCUCUACUGAUGACAAAGAAACAACGGCUGAAACGGGGGUGGUCACAUCUCCUGUCAACACUACCAACAACAACAACAGCAGCAGCAGCACUGCAGAUGCUACCACCAACACGACAGCAUCAUCUCCCACCAGGAAAAAUGGAAAAGUGGUGAAGAGACGGCCUGCAGCGGAAGCAGUGUCGUACGCCAGCGGCAGCAGAAAGCGGACACAGUCAAACUCCGCCACGACUGACAACAUCAACGACGAAGAAAUGGGUGGCGGCGGCAGUGGAGCAAAGAAGAGCAGACAGAAGAAGGGCCCGGCUGCUGUUGAUGACGAUGAGGAAGACGUGGAAAUGCUGGGCCUGGAUGCCGAUUCGAAGGAGAACAACGAGACGAAGUUUCUCAUCACUCUGGACGGCGCCAAGGACAU